AUGGCUGGUCAGUGUUUUGAUGGAGAAGUGGUUUGGCUACCCAUCUCAAACGCAGAAAAGGUUCUUUGCCUGAAGGUGGUGCCAGAUUCGCCCCUUCUGUCAACUGCUGCACACGUUCUGGAUACCUGCAUGCAGCUGGAGACGACACGGAGUCGCAUGGAAGCGAUUGAAACAGAUGUCACCGCUCAAGUGAUGGCCGUCCUGCGUCAUGCAGGCAAGUGGCCUAGCGAGACAUGUGCUUCCAUGAUCGAGCUGGACGAUACGAGGGCGGUAGGAAUGGGGUCCAACAUUAAGCACCGGAGGCGUGCCGCUUGGCUUGCGUUGGCCUUGGCCUACGUGGUCUCAGCAGGGCGACGGGGACAUGUCAGCAGGGAGCACCUGACCCAGACCGUGACCGGCUGUGGGCUGGCAAACUUAGCUACAGAGGCCUGGAACGCAGAACGCAAGCCCCUGAAUCUUCCUUCGGUCGAAGAUGCUGCUCCCACCUGGGAUGUCAGGGGCUCUGCAGUGACUCCAGUCCCAGGCUUUGCACCUGCCCCAAGGGCUCCACCCAGCACCUCCAUCGAGCUGCAGACUCGGGCCCGUCAGUUGGGUGCAGAUGAGACCGUAGUGCAGGACCCAUUCAUGACUGUAGAUGAGACUCUGGGAUCUGUCCUUUGCGCAGCCUGCGGCAAGCACUUCACCCCAGAGCAUGGGAUGAAUCGGAGACACCUGAACUAUCGAAAAAACGUCCAAGCAACACUCCUAUGGGUGCGGACGGAACACAAGACUUGUCUGGGCAUGCUCCAGGUGCAGGAGGCGGCCACUGGCUCGGGGCCGCAGAUGCCUCGUUCUGGCCCGACCAUGCCUGCAGGUCCAGCUCCCCAACAGGACAGCGACAGCGUUUGGGGGGAUGAAUAUGAGGUCACCGGAGCGACUGUGCCGGCGCAACCAGAGCCGGUAAACUCCUGGGAAGAUCUGGCGCCCGGGCCAGUUGCACCUGAGGAUUGCCCAAAGAUUCUCCGCCACUGGCGCGAUGUGCAGGUCCCACCCAUGCCGACCCUGGAAGACAACUACGACUUUGCCAUGCAGCUCUACUCGAGCUAUGUGCUGAAUGCUGGACGAAAGCAUUCUUUCACGGAUCCGAUCGGUGUUGAGGAAGUUUGA
This is a messenger RNA of Symbiodinium sp. CCMP2592, 1146 nucleotides long. The record is from the annotation of a GenBank genome assembly. Lineage: Eukaryota; Dinophyceae; Suessiales; Symbiodiniaceae.